Molecule: messenger RNA, 3144 nt
Organism: Cladocopium goreaui
Lineage: Eukaryota; Dinophyceae; Suessiales; Symbiodiniaceae
Source: the annotation of a GenBank genome assembly
AUGCUGGCAAUCGACGAAGCUCGUCGUGACGGCGCAGUCGUAGAAGAUACCUUGAAGAACUACAUAUCCGGUGGUCUUUUGCCGUUGAGGCGGAAUCAUGAGAUGGACACGAAAUACUGUAGUUUUGAAUUUGCAGCCAAACUGUGGCUGAUGAAUGGUUUGGACAUACCAUCUUUGCCAACUUCUUUGGAAGCUUCUUUGUCAAGACGGUUCUUGUGUACUUUCAUGCGAAACACACUCACGUUUGACAAGACUGCCGCCAACGUGUCCCAAUGCGUCUUUCCGUGUGAUCCCGAAGCGAAAACAUUUUGCUCCUCGCCAGCAGCUGUCUGGUCGUUUUACAACGACUGGUUGCUUCCAUUCAUGGACAAACAUGACCCAACUGCAUGCCAAAAGCUACUCACGGAGAUCUCGCCAGAGAGCCAAGUAGCAAAGGACAAACAGUGGCUGUUGCAGAGGAUGGCGCGGCAAACUACAGCAGAGACGCCAGAUGGAGAUGAACCCUCUGAGACGGUGCCUGCUCAGAUGUCGGAUCUCGGUCAAGCUGAAGCAAUCGUGAGAGAGACUCAUGCUGCACUCACCACACCUUUUGUAGCUCAACAUCAAAUCAAUCGACUCUUGACCAAGACCAAUCCUGGUGUGUCGUCUCGCCCGAAGAGCGGUAUCAAACGAACUCGAUCGGAGCAUCUGCAAGAUGCUUGCAAACAAUGGCCUCAUUUAGUGCGCGAGCUGAAGGUGCAAGCCGGGAAGCCUGCAAAAUUUCAACGGAGAAUGCUGGAUCUUGGUCACAUGCAAUCCGUGUUACAGGGUCUCUGCUCCACACAGGACGAGAUUCUGCGUGUUUUUGGCGCAUGGGAUGAUUGGCAGUGGGAGGAGGAACCAUCUGGCGAAGCUACGUGGGAUGACGCCUGUGAAGGCGGCGCUCCUGAAGGUUUCCCAUGGGCCGACGAUCUUUGGGACUGCAACUGCUGCUUAGACAUGGCCAAGUUGGAAGAGUAUGUUCAAGAUGGCAGAGAUGCGCGGCAAGAUCAGUUGGAGCAAUUUUUGGAAGUCGCCCGAUCCCACGGGCAAGCUGCAGAUGCAGGACUUACAGUUCUCAAACAUGUGCUUCGUCCACUGGGCAAUGGCAACCGAGAGAGACAAUGGUUGCAGGCAGCCGCUACGUUGAUGCGAGCAUGGAUUGCUGCGACGCCUGCAGAGGAAAAGUUUUUGCAAACUCGAAAUGACAUUGACAUGGUCUUGGUCUUGACAGGCACAGGGCCGCAAUACUGGCUGAAGAUACAAACAGUGAACUGCAAGCUCACACGUCGCCGCUUGAUGGAAGCGGUUUGGUCUCUGCCGGAAUUGUGCAAUUUUCGCAAACAGCUGAUCGAUUCCAACUCGCAAAGAGAUGAGUGGCUGAUCUUAUCACAUGAUGCGACAUUCAAAUCUCUCUUCACUUUUCUCGGUCAAGAGAAGAUGAAUCAGCAGGAAGAUGAGUUCCAUGCGCUGCAUUCCGUGCUCGGCAUCACUGGUGCACUCGCAGGUUUGUCUCUGCAGUCUUCGGAAGGGCCCGACAGUUUCAGCAGUGCCAUGUGUGACAUUCUGCCUCUUUCUGCCCGACAAAAGACACGAUGGAUUUUUACAGAUACCCCGUCUACAAUUGCAAAGGCAGCUACCUGUUUGCCUCAUUUGCUGGGGAUCGCCGAGGACCCGUUACAUCUCGUCCUGCGAAUUGAGGGAUGUUUCGGCGAGAAAAGAACAAAACUAUCCAGCUUACUUUUGCGAUUACAAAAGAAAUUUACCGUUGCCUUCAAUGGUUCAAUCUAUGCUGGCGAGAAACCAGCAGCUGGAGAUGAAGGAUCUUGGCCAGCAGAUCAAGCACGGCGUCACGCAGCAGACAGGGAUUUGGACGCAUAUUGCGCGCAGCCUUAUGAGCAGCACCAACAAUAUAUCAAUGACAUCUUCGAUCUUACUUUGGACUAUGCUCAAGACAUGAACCGCAAGAACUCGAAAGGAAAGUCGGCAAAGCAAAUUCUGAUCGCAGGAUGCGCCUACCAGCACUUCAGAUAUUUGCAGAACGGAAGCUGCGCAAUCUUUACUUUGUCUUCUGAACACAAAAGAUUGCUGUCCAUGGGUACCACAGCCAACGAAGCUUUACACGCGCAGUUCAAUGUGUGUCAGAGACCCGUGGUGCAACAACAUGUUGAGAGCAUGGAUGUAGUCCUUCGCAGCUUCUCUCUGGGCAAGCUGCUGUCCCAUCACAGCGCCGCCUUUUCUCCAACUCUCGCGCAACGUUCGCAAGGUCAGAUUCUCUCUCUACUGGAAGGAAAACUCCAACAAUCCAACUAUCAUUUCCUUGCCCCUUUUGGGGCGAAUAUCCCGGCCGCGCUUGCUCACAGACGGCAGCUGCGUCAGCCUGUGCAUCGCCAUGACACCGAUGCCGCAGUCGCUGCGCGGAUGAAGUCUGCGGAACGACGCUUUCCGAUCACGGUAGGGCGAAAGAAGUUGGUGGGCGACACUCCUUUGGGUCGACACUUUUUCCCUCAUAUAUCUUUACCAGCUCUGACUCGCAAAGCGCGUCAAGCGAUUUGUCCGAACCACUCUGUGGAGUUUGAUCAGAUGAACGCGGUGCCCAACAUCAUGGUCUUGCUCGCUGGCAAAGCUAACAUUUUGACUCCGUGUUUGCAACGGUAUUGUGCGCAUCGGAAUGCCUGGCGAGAAGCCGUGGCGCAGUAUUACAACACAGAUGAAGAAGCCGCAAAGACCCUCUUGCUCAAAGCCACAUUUGGAUUUGCGUUGCCACUGAAAGAACAUCCCGCAGCCGGAGUGCUGCCGUUGCUGGAAGGCAUUGCGGUGGAGUCCCGCACUCUGCGAGAGUUUCUCUGCGCCGCCAAUGCUCCAGUUAUGGCCCAGAUGGUUGCUGCGAAGCGACCGCGUCCAGCCACAUCAACACUAGCAUUUAUGGUUUUCGAAGAGGAAGACCGUGCCACGCAGACACUUGUUAACCUACUUGAAGAGUAUGGUUGGCGCCUAGUGUGUCCAGUGUUUGAUGCAGUAGUAGCAGUUCCCGGACCGGACGCAGUGCCGGGUACUGACCAAGCUGUAGCUCAAGCGUUCCAUGCAGCCACAGGCCUGCAGCUUCAGCUUAAGAACAUCUCCUGA